Trichoderma virens Gv29-8 is the source of this 1956-nucleotide messenger RNA. RefSeq lists its product as uncharacterized. Lineage: Eukaryota; Fungi; Ascomycota; Sordariomycetes; Hypocreales; Hypocreaceae. The transcript has 2 exons. The record is from RefSeq and is a predicted model, not a curated record. Gene Ontology annotation, molecular function: ATP binding; nucleic acid binding. Gene Ontology annotation, cellular component: mitochondrion. The coding region runs from base 1 to 1956 and encodes 651 amino acids.
AUGUUUCGGAACGGAAUUCGACGAUGCAGCGGCUUGGCCCGCGCAGCGACAUCAAGCACGAAGCUGCUGAGCGCUCGGACAGCCUUUCCAGCAACUCUUUCUGCCCCGGCAUCAUUAUCUCGUCCGAUUGCGCCUUUGAAGAGCUUCGCCCAUUUCACCCGGUUUUACAGCGCCGACGCUGCUGUCGCAGAGGACAAGGUUCCUGAAAAUGCUGCACCUGGCGAAAUCUCGUCGUUCCAGGAUUUGGAGACGCUCGGAGUUCAUCGCAACUUGCUAGAUGCAAUCACCCAGGAUAUGCGUUACGAUACCAUGACUCCUGUUCAAUCCAAAGCGAUCAAUCCGGCCCUCAAGGGAACUGACAUUGUUGCUCAAGCCAAGACCGGUACUGGAAAGACUCUUGCUUUCCUGCUCCCUCUCCUACAGCGCAUGAUCGAAGAAGACCCGACAUUGGCCACACGAAAGGCGUCCCGAAAUGCCAGGUCUGACGAUAUUCGCGGCAUCGUGCUGUCGCCAACUCGUGAGCUCGCAGAACAGAUUGCUACCGAGGCGAAGCGGCUUUGCAGACGCACCGGCUUGGUUGUGCAGUCUGCGGUUGGAGGUACUCAGAAGUCUGCCAUGUUGCGUCAGACUCAGCGGCAGGGAUGCCACCUCCUGGUGGCCACCCCGGGUCGCUUGAAUGACCUUCUUGAGGAUCCCAACAGCGGAAUCGAUGCCCCUAAGCUGGCUGCGCUUGUGUUGGACGAGGCAGAUCGUAUGCUUGAUGUCGGCUUCGAAAAGGAACUUAACUCAAUUCAGAGCUACCUGCCCAAGGACAAGGUCAGGCAGACGAUUCUGGUCUCUGCGACUAUCCCCGAUAACGUCAUUCAACUCGCCCGACAGAUGGUUCGCCCCCACGAUUUCGAGUUCGUCCAGACCAUUCCCGAGCACGAAACUCUCACCCACGACAGGAUUCCUCAGAACGUCGUCACCGUCUCGAGCUGGGCCAACGUGUUCCCUUCACUAUUUGAGCUGGUCGACCGCGAGGUUGCUGCUGCGAAGCAAGAUCCCACCCUGCCCCCGUUCAAGGCCAUCGUCUAUUUCAACACAACUUCCAUGGUUGAGCUUGCCGGUGAACUUGGCUACCAGCGGAGACAGAGUGGCCAGCUGAGAAUCCCUACUUUUGCUAUCCAGUCUCAACUUUCCCAAUUCCAGCGAACAAAGGCAGCCGACAUGUUCCGAAACUCCAAGACGGGUAUUCUCUUCUCAUCAGACGUCACAGCUCGUGGCAUGGAUUUCCCCAACGUUACCCACGUCAUCCAGGUUGAUGCUCCCAGGGAGCGCGAAUCUUAUAUCCACAGACUGGGCCGUACCGGACGACAGAACAAGAGUGGCGAGGGCUGGCUGUUUGUGCCCCCAAUGUCGGCAAACUCUGCCAGAAAGCUGUUGCGAGGCCUUCCCCUGAAGCCCAACAAAACACUUGAAAGCGCCGAGGUCGAUAUCAAUGCAGUGGAAGAACUGCCCGCCUAUCACGAGGAGACAAAGACUCUCAUCCAGGCCCUUCCCAGGAAGAUGAUGGCCAGCGCGUACACCUCACUGUUCGGUGGUCAGCUUACGGACAGAGAGGACCUUGUUGACGAUUUGAACGACUGGGCUAUCAAGGGUUGGGGCUGGCCAGAGCCUCCUGCGGUCUCCCACGGUUGGGCGAAGAACCAAGGCCUCCUGAAGUCCGGAUUGAACAUCCAAGACGGCCACAGUGACCGAAUGCACCGGGAUGACAGGCGAGGUGACCGACGGGGCGACCGUCACGGCGACCGUCACAGUGGAGGUCGCUUCGAGCGUCGUGGACCUCCUGACCCAUUCGCUGAGAUGGGACAGCGUGCGCGACGUGAUGCGCCGCCACCACACUCAAGGGGUGGUAGAGGUGGACGAGGUGGCAGAGGUGACCGACGUGGCGGAGGCUUUGAGUCUUCGUGGUAA